Messenger RNA from Theobroma umbraticum, 2796 nucleotides. It is a transcript of the gene MFP2, whose product is annotated as multifunctional protein 2. Gene Ontology annotation, biological process: fatty acid beta-oxidation. Lineage: Eukaryota; Viridiplantae; Streptophyta; Magnoliopsida; Malvales; Malvaceae. Gene Ontology annotation, molecular function: NAD+ binding; (3S)-3-hydroxyacyl-CoA dehydrogenase (NAD+) activity. The record is from RefSeq and is a predicted model, not a curated record. Gene Ontology annotation, cellular component: peroxisome.
GAUUAAAAUCUUCUAAUCUUUUCCCAACUUUGGUUACCGUACAAACUUCUUCGAACGUCACUGUUUUCAUUCUUACACGACACCUCCUCUAACUCAAUAAAUUGUCGCCCCAACGAACUGUUUUUCAUUAUUUCCUUCCAUACCCAAUUAUUAUUCUUUUGCUCUUUUAGAUUACGAACUCGAUCGAAGAAACGAAACAUAAAGAACAAAAAUUUCAAUCACAGGACAAAGGGAGAUAAUGGGGAGCAAGAACGAGAGAAGAACAACGAUAGAAGUUGGAGCUGAUGGGGUUGCUGUUAUCACGAUUAUCAACCCUCCAGUCAACUCUCUUUCACUUGACGUGUUGCAAAGCUUGAAAGAGAGUUUUGAUGAGGCCUUACGAAGAGAUGAUGUCAAGGCGAUUGUUGUUACAGGUGCAAAAGGAAAAUUUUCUGGUGGUUUUGAUAUUACAGCUUUUGGUAAAAUUCAAGGGGGAAAUGUGGAGCAACCAAAGCCUGGCUAUAUAUCAGUGGAGGUUCUCAGUGACACUUUAGAAGCUGCAAGAAAACCCUCAGUUGCUGCCAUUGAUGGCCUUGCCUUAGGUGGGGGUCUAGAGGUUGCAAUGGCUUGUCAUGCACGUAUAUCGACCCCUACUGCACAAUUAGGCCUGCCUGAGCUUCAACUUGGACUAAUUCCUGGGUUUGGAGGAACACAGCGGCUUCCACGUCUUGUUGGUCUCGCUAAGUCCCUUGAAAUGAUGUUGACAUCAAAGCCUGUUAAAGGUGAAGAAGCCCUUGGGUUGGGCCUUGUGGAUGCUGUUGUUUCGUCUCAUGAGCUGGUAAACACCGCACGGCAAUGGGCACUAGCUAUUUUGGAACGGAGAAAACCGUGGGUUGCUAGCCUUUAUAAAACUGAUAAGUUAGAGCCCCUUGGGGAGGCAAGGGAAAUACUUAAUUUUGCUAGAGCACAGGCUCGGAAGCAGGCGCCAAAUCUCAAACACCCCUUGGUUUGUAUUGAUGUUAUUGAAGAGGGCAUAGUUGCUGGUCCAAAGGCUGGGCUGUGGAAGGAGGCUGAAGAUUUCCAAGGACUUCUCAAAUCUGACACCUGCAAAAGCUUGAUCCACGUCUUCUUUGCUCAGCGUGGAACAUCAAAGGUUCCUGGGAUCACUGAUAGGGGCCUAGUGCCAAGACGAGUGAAGAAAGUUGCUAUACUAGGUGGAGGUUUAAUGGGCUCUGGAAUAGCAACUGCAUUGAUUCUUAGCAAUUAUACACUAAUCCUGAAAGAAGUGAAUGAGAAAUUCUUGGAGGCUGGGAUUGGUAGAGUCAAAGCCAAUCUACAAAGCCGAGUUAAGAAAGGGAAAAUGACUCAAGAAAAGUUUGAAAAAACUAUCUCACUGCUUAGGGGUGUUCUUGACUAUGAAAGCUUUAGAGAUGUGGACAUGGUCAUUGAGGCGGUAAUUGAGAAUGUUACUCUGAAGCAACAAAUUUUUGCUGAUCUUGAGAAAUACUGCCCUCCACAUUGCAUACUUGCUAGUAAUACUUCCACAAUUGAUUUGAACUUGAUUGCCGAGAGGACCAAAUCCCAGGAUCGGAUUGUUGGGGCUCAUUUCUUUAGUCCGGCUCACAUCAUGCCACUAUUGGAAAUUGUUCACACCAAGCAGACAUCUCCCCAAAUAAUUGUUGACUUGCUCGAUGUUGGGAAGAAAAUAAGGAAAACUCCAGUUGUUGUAGGAAAUUGCACAGGGUUUGCUGUCAAUAGGAUGUUCUUCCCAUACACACAAGCAGGCCUUUUCCUUGUUGAACGGGGAACAGAUGUUUAUCAGAUUGACCGAGUAAUUACCAAGUUUGGAAUGCCAAUGGGUCCAUUCAGAUUGGCUGACCUGGUUGGUUUUGGUGUUGCAAUUGCAACUGGCAUGCAGUUUGUUGAGAGCUUUCAUGAGAGAACCUAUAAAUCAUUGCUUAUCCCAAUUAUGCAAGAGGAUAAGAGAGCAGGUGAAACUACUCACAGAGGUUUUUAUUUGUAUGAUAAUAAACGCAAAGCUAGUCCUGAUCCUGAACUAAAGAAGUACAUUGAGAAGGCAAGGAGCUUCUCGGGUGUAGCCGUUGACCCUAAGUUUGUGAAAUUGUCAGAGAAGGACAUUGUGGAGAUGAUAUUCUUUCCAGUGGUGAAUGAGGCCUGCCGAGUUUUUGCAGAAGGUAUUGCAGUGAAAGCAGCAGACCUUGACAUCGCUGCUGUUAUGGGCAUGGGAUUUCCACCUUACAGGGGAGGAAUCAUGUUUUGGGCUGAUUCUCUUGGAUCUAAGUACAUCUAUUCAAGACUGGAGGAAUGGUCAAAGAUGUAUGGAGAAUUUUUCAAGCCUUGUGCCUUCUUGGCUGAACGAGCUGCCAAGGGUGCUCCAUUGAGUGCACCGGUGGAGCAGGCAAAAUCUCGAUUGUAAGACUGAUUGCUGCACUGCCCACUGCUGAAGAUCUCCUAUGUUUUCUUUUCGAAUUUCCUUUUCCAAGGCUGGACAGAUAGCUCAAGAUUGAGCUGAAUAAUGUUAUGAAAUGUAAAAUUUGAGGCGGCAAGAUAAGUUAAAGAAUGAAACAUGGAUAACAAGAAACGUCUCAGAUGAAUUCCUGAAAGCAAUCUUAAAAGGUUAAUGUGUACUAUUCAUCUUAUAUUGUCAACACUCAACAGCUGUAGUCAAUUUUUCUAUUAUCUCUAGUAGUCUUUGGUUUUCUUCUCAAGAACCGUCUGUCUCGGAAAUCCUUGAUGUUAUUCGUUUCUGCUGACCCCUUCCAGAUUUAUUCGAUCUUCUUCACGAUUUUUUUGCUA